This is a messenger RNA of Alternaria burnsii, 621 nucleotides long. Its product is annotated as gtp-binding protein sas1. Gene Ontology annotation, biological process: protein localization to plasma membrane; protein secretion; regulation of exocytosis. The coding region runs from base 1 to 621 and encodes 206 amino acids. Gene Ontology annotation, molecular function: GTP binding; GTPase activity. The transcript has 3 exons. Gene Ontology annotation, cellular component: plasma membrane; endosome. NCBI's taxonomy places the organism in Eukaryota, Fungi, Ascomycota, Dothideomycetes, Pleosporales, Pleosporaceae. The record is from RefSeq and is a predicted model, not a curated record.
AUGGCUGGAUCCAGGAAUUACGACUUUCUCAUCAAACUGCUCCUCAUAGGCGACUCGGGCGUAGGCAAGUCAUGCUGUCUGCUGCGCUUCAGUGAGGACUCGUUCACGCCCUCGUUCAUCACCACCAUCGGCAUCGACUUCAAAAUCCGCACCAUCGAGCUCGACGGCAAGCGCGUGAAGCUGCAGAUAUGGGAUACCGCCGGCCAGGAGCGUUUCCGGACCAUCACCACGGCCUACUACAGAGGCGCUAUGGGCAUUCUGCUGGUCUACGACGUUACAGAUGAACGGAGCUUCAACAACAUUCGCACAUGGUUCUCCAACGUCGAGCAACACGCCACCGAGGGUGUCAACAAGAUUCUUAUUGGCAACAAGUGCGACUGGGAAGAGAAGCGCGCCGUUUCCACAGAACAGGGCCAGGCCCUCGCUGACGAACUUGGCAUUCCCUUCCUCGAGGUCUCGGCCAAGAGCAACAUCAAUGUCGACCAGGCCUUUUACAGCUUGGCCGGAGAUAUCAAGAAGAGGCUAAUCGACACCGCAAGGACGGAUCAGACUGCGGCGCCCAAGGUGGAUGUUGGUGGGCAAGACAGUGGAAACGCUGGCAUGGGUGGGAAGUGCUGCUAA